AUGUGGGGUGGUGGUUUCAAUCCUUAUGGAAGUUCAGAAAUGCAAUCUGAUAGAUGGAUUCAAGGCCAUAUUCCCGGUGGAUUAAACAGUCCCAUGGGUGAAUAUCUUGAUAAUAGAAUGGGUGGAAAUCCAAAUCCAACAUGGGGUCAAGUAUAUGGAGGUUAUCCUGGUGUUGGUGGUUAUGGUGGUGGAUAUGGUUAUUCAUACGGAUGGUAA
Rotaria sordida is the source of this 216-nucleotide messenger RNA. The record is from the annotation of a GenBank genome assembly. NCBI's taxonomy places the organism in Eukaryota, Metazoa, Rotifera, Eurotatoria, Philodinida, Philodinidae.